GCCUCCACGGGUUGCGCGACCGUUGCUGGCCCGAGAGUCGGGUCGUCGGUUGGAUAUGGAAAGGGAAGAUCCGGCAAGAGUUCGAGAGGCUGCUGGCAGCCCCCGCGCUCCUCCAGAAGUUCAGGAACAAGAACAAAAUUAUGACAUAGAUGAAUUUUUUAAGUGUCAAGAUGAGAACAAAAACCUACAUGCUAAACUGAUGGAGGAACAAAAGCAGUUAUUAGAAGACUUGCAACAAAAAGUGGAAGCUACGCUUCAAGGGGAGCUGCAGCAAGCUGAAGUCCCAGAUAAUCUUAAACUGGAUGCCAUAAGACUAAGUUCAAAUAACAUAUGCACAUCUCAGAUGGAGCUAAUGCAAAUGAAUCUGACAAAGGAGAAGGAAAUUGCCCUAAUGGAGCUCCGUGAAAUGCUCAAUGAUAAGCAUGCUCAAGAAAAUGCAGUUCUGCAAAGUCGAUACCAUUUUGAAUUGGAGCAUAUAAACAAACAGAAUCAGAAAGAAAAGGAAGAAAUGGUUUUGAAACAUCAACUUGACAUGGAUGAAAUGAAGGUGAAAAUAAGUCUGGAAAUGGAGAAGAAGCAUCUUAACAUUUUAGAGAAUCUUAAAAAGGAAUGGGCCUUGAAUGUAGAUGUCAGUUUAAAAAAUGUAUCUGAAGAGUUAUCUGUAAAACAUCAGACUGAACUGAACAAGCUGAAGCAAAACUUAACAGCAGAAACUGAAGAAUUAAAGAAAAAAAUGGAGACGGUUUCUCUUGAAAAAAGACAAGUUGAAAUGGAACAUAAAAAUCUAGAAAAUAAAUACCAUCUAGCCAUGAAAACACUGCAGAGCAAGCAUGAAAAAGAAAUGCAAGAUAUAAAAGAACAAAACAAGAAACAAGUAGAAGAGUUGCAGCAGGAGAUACAGAAACUAAAGGCAGAAUCAGAAGAAGAAAUGGCGCAACUUUGGUCACAAUUGGAUGGCGCAAGGGCAAGCCGGCAAGAAUUAAGUGAACUGAAAAUACAGCUGCUUGCUCGUACCUCACAUGUGGAAGAACUGGAAUAUCUGAAAAAAGAUUAUCAACUUAAAUGGGAUAAAAAAAAGACAGAACAUGAAACUGAGUUGGAACAACUAAGGCUUUAUUUUGAACAGAAAUUGAAGUCUGUGGAAGAAAAUUACAGAGAAGAAUUAACAAUGUUGCAUCAGAGAUUGCAAGAAGUAAAAGAUUAUUCCAUAGAGGAGAUGGAAAAAUCACAAGAACAAGAUAUGGAAUUUGGCCCUUCUGUUACGCUAUUGGAAGAAAUGACAGAAAGAGAGAGAUUGGAUUUGUUUGAACAGCUAACUCAGCAAUUGGAGCACUAUAAGGAAGAACUUUGUUCUUUACAACUGCGUUUGGAUAAAAAACAUUUACAUGAGAUUGAGUUAUUAAGAUCUACUCUCACACUCCAGUACCAAGAGAAUAUUAUAAAGCUGAAAUUGGAGCUCUCAGAUAGAUAUACUUCUGAAAUAGAACAAUUGAAAAAGAAACAUUGUUUACAUCUUGAACAGCUCCAUGCAAAAAUUUCAGAAGAACACCUCAAAGAGAUUGCUAAAAUUCGUCAACAAAGUACUCAAGAUGCUGCACAUCAGAUAGAAACAGAGGUGGCACAGCAACUCUUGUUAUUAGCGAAUGAAUACAAGAAUGACCUGGGUGGUCUUCAGCUUGAGAUGCAAUCUAUUUCUAGUCAACAAGAAGAAAUAGAAGAACUGAAGAGAAAAAACACUGAAUUAAAAGAAAUCGACAUAGUACAAGAAAAGAAUGUGAAAGAAGAAUUAGAACAGAUUAAGCAUAAACUAAUUGAAGAUCAUACAGCUGAAUUAAGAAGAACUAGAAAAUUGCUCCAGGAAGUGGAACAGACUCAUAAAGCAGAAGCUGAAGAAUGGAGACAUGAAAAGAAGAUAUUGGUAGCAGAAUCUGAAGAAAAAAUAUUAUUGCUUCAAAAAGAGCUUCAAAACAAGGCAGAAUAUGAGAAGCAAACAUGGCAAAGACAGUCUGACCUUCGAGAAGCAGAAAUGACUUGUCUUCAAGAACAGCAGGCUGCUCUAAUUGUAGAAUUAGAGAAAACUCUAAAGGAGCAACAGAAUACUAUCCAGCAGUUAGAAGAUAGUUUAGUGAAUACACAGAAGACUUUGGCUCAAUAUAACAGUGAAUUAUCUUCCACAAAGACUCUCAUGGCUGAAGAAUUAGAAAAAGCCAAACAAGUUUUAGAAGAAGAAUAUAAGGCUAAAUACAAAGAAGCACAAAGCAGAUUUUUGGAAGAAAAUAAAAAAAACAGAGCAGAACAUGAAAUUCUUCUCCAGAAAUUGAGGGAAAAGCAUAUUGAUGAGCUAGAGCUUCAAAAUAAAGAGUUGCAUCAAAAACAUAAGGAACACAUUUUGUCCCUUACAUCCAGCCAGCAAGCUGAAAUUGAAGUUCUCAAAUCUAUAUUAGAAAGAAAACAACAGAACUGGUUAGAGACUCCUGUGGCUGAUAUCCAGAGAAAUAAUCAAGCACACAUUACGCAGCUGGAAACAAAGCAUUUAUCUGAUUUGAAUAGUUUGGAGGCUACAUAUCUUUUUAAAAUUAAGUUCCUGCAAGAAGAGCACAAGAAAGCUCUUGGCGGUUUACAGAUAAAAUUGAAAGAACAAUUAUUUCAGAAAGAUAAAGAAAAUGAAAUGCUUUUGGCUCAAGAAUUAAAUACAAUAAAAUUUGCUGAAGAAUUGCAGAUUUGUGAAGACAAUCUGAAAAUAGAACUGGCUGAUGUUCAAAAAGAAAAACAUAAAUUAAUGGCUGCUGAACAUGAAGAUGUUCAUAAGGAAGAAUUGACUGUUGUGCUAGAAACACAGAGGCCUUUGUUUGAAGAUGAGCAUCAUGAAGCCCUGGAUGUUUUGCAAAAAACAAUCCUCCAAAUGGAAGAAGAACAUAAAAGAACAAUACAGGGCUUUCAAGAUCUUCAUUUGGUGGAAAUUGAAAAAGGAAAAGAAAAAUUUCAGCAGCUUCAGAAAGAAUUGGAGAAAAUAAAGUCAGACAAGCAACAGUUGGAGAAAGAAGUCAAUUUUUUAAAGAAAGAAAUGGAAAAGGCCAAUACUGAAUUUAAAAAAUUAUAUCCACAAGAGAGAGAGAAUCAGGAAGAAAAUAUUCUUAUAGCCAUGUUGAGAUCUGAUAUUGACAGUUACAGGAAUGAAAGGGAUAAACUACAAAAAUCUCGUCAGCAGGCUUUGAAAUUACUUCUGAAAAUGGUGCAGUCCACAAAAGAUAUGGAAGAUCUUAUCUGCAAGAAAAUUGACCUUUGUCUUGAUGACAGCUUGGCAUCUGGAGAGUUACAAGAGAUCAUAUCUGAAGAAACAGUACUUGCACACCCAUUGAAAACAAUAGAGCUAUGGAAAUUAAAGAAAAACAAUAGAAUUUGCCAGGGUGAAGCUCCUGAUCAAACACUACUGGAACACAGCUUUGAUUCUUUGGAAUUGAGUGAGCAUUUAUGUGAAAGUAUUUUUGAAAAUCCAGAACUUAUAUUUGAAAAUGAAGAGAGGAUUAAAAAAAUUGGCUGUUGUUUAUAUAUCGCUGUGGAGAAACUUCUUGAUAUGCUUGCUGAAUCAACCAAACAACUGGAGGAAAUGCACAAUAUCCAUAGUAAGAUUAAAGAGGAAUGCAAGAAUAAGAAUUGGGAAUCAUGCCAAACAUUUAAUGAACAGCACGAAUUAAUGGACUGUUUUAAUGAAGAGAGUAAAGUGCAGAAUCAACUUGUGUUAGAGCUUCAUAAAGCAAAAGUUAUAGGUCUCAUUGAAGGUUAUUUAACAGAAAGACAUUAUUUGGAAGAAGCUUUAAAACUUAAAGAAGAAUCUGAGCAUCGUCUCAUUGCAGAAUUGGAAAAACUUAAAGCACAGAUUCAGAAGUUAACCCAGCAUAAUGCAAGAUUUGCAGAGGAACAAAAAUUACUAAUAAGUCAAAAUAAAGCUUUGGCUGCCAAUGUGGGAAAGAGAGAAGUUGAAUUAAUCAAAGAGAUAGAGCGUCUAGCAAAAACAAAUUUGGAAUUGCAGUGUCAAGCAGAGAAAGAUUGUUCAAACUUGAAUACACAGAUGAAAAUCUUGGAGAUUGAACUUGAAGACCAGUUAAACAAAAAUCAAAAUCUAGCUGCAAUGGCAUCUGAAGUUAUUGACCUAAGACAACAAAUGGAAACUCUUGAAAGACAGCUGAAAAAUCAGAGAGAUUUCAUGGAUAAGCAAGCUAUUGAAAGAGAACAUGAACGUGAUGAGUUUCAAGAAGAAAUUCAGAAACUAGAAAUGGAAUUAAAACUUACAACAAAAUCCCAAGCUUCUGGAAAGUCCAGAACCUAUUUGGUAGAAUCACUCCACAAUGAAAUAAAAGAGAGAGCGGAUGAUUAUAACAGACUUUUUACAGAAAAAGAGCAAAUAGAGGAACUCCUUGCUGCUCGUAAUGAAGAAAUAGAAAAGUUGGAAGGACAGGUCAGGGAGUUACAGUGUCUGAAUAAGGAGGUGGCAAAGAAUGUUGAUAAACAUAUGCAGGAACUGGAAAAAAUGAAAAAGAAGGAAAUUGAAUUAAAAGAAGAUAAAGGAACAUUACAGCAGCAACAUAACAAAAAUUUAAUUCUGAUUUCUACUUUGCAAUCUAAACUAGAUGAAGUUAGACAUAGAGUACUUACUGAUACUAAUGAGGAUCAUAUAAUGCUAAAGGAACAACUAAAAAUACAAGAAGAACUUACAACAAAAGAGAGAGAGGUUGCUGAUUUAUUAGAACAACUUGAAAAAUUUAAAGAGAAUUUAAUGAAUAAAAAUGAAGAAAUCUUACAGCUGAAAUCAAAGUUAGAAGUGGAAAAAAAUGCUAACAUCAACAAACUAAUCCAAUUGAAAGAAGAAAAUGCACACCUGAAAGAAAACAUUGAAAAAUUGGCCAUACAAUGUCAAAAUCCAGGUGAAAAUGAGCUGGUUAUUCUGCAGUUUCUCAAAUCCUUGCUUGAAGAAAAAAAUCAAGAAACUGAUCACCUGAAUGAACAAAUUGAGAGACUGGAACAAAAAAUAGAGAGUAGCAAGGAAAAUGAGGUUCUGGAAAAGCAAAUGCUUGAAACCGAAGUCAUGAAAUCAACUAUAGAAGAACUUCGUAGUGAGAAGGAGCAUUUGUUAAGAAAUAAAGAAGAUGAAAUCGAAGAGCUUCGUAAAGUAAUUAAGAAGCUUCAGGAGGAGUCAGGAGCUCUUAUACCUAUUUAUCAUGAAAUUGAAAAUGGGCAAGGCAAUCCAAAUUAUUUUUCUUUGGAAGAACCAGAAGAGAAUCUUGAUAAUAAAUUUAAGGAAGGGUCACAAAGUCUUUUAGAAAACGAAAAAGGUGAUGACAACUGUGUAUGGCUUAGUAGCAGUCAGAAUGAACUUCAGAAACAACUAGAAAUGUCUUUGAUGGAUAAAGAAACUUUGCAGCAGCUGCUUAAUGAAAAAGAAUCUCAGUUUAAAAUGGAAUUUAAAAUCCUAGAACAAAAUUUUGAAAAUGUUCAGGAAUCUUCUAGGCAGCACUGUUCUGCGUUAGCAUCUUUACAGUUGUUAUACAAAGAAAUGCAAGAACAACACAUGCUUCUGAAGGUGUAUGUAAUGCAAAAGGAAGAUGAAAUGAAAGAGAUGAAUUCAUGUAGUCAGGAUCUUGAAGUUCACCGAAGAGAGAGAGAAAUGAAACUGUUAGAGACAGAACUACAACUCCAAAUAGUGUCAGAGCAGAAUGUAGAGCAAGCAGCUAAAGUUCAGCAUACAACCGAAAAUAUUGUGAAACUUGAAAAUGAAUUUAAAAUUAUGACACAAGCACUGCACAAUAACGAGAUCACUUAUCAAAGAAAGAUAAGUGAACUUCAAGUUACUGUUGCAGAACUGAAGGCUGAAAUUAAGAAAAAGGUGGAAGAACUAGAAUUACUAAGGUCUGAAAAAGAUCUGUUUCACUCACAGCUGAAGAUCCCUAUGGAAAAUGACCGAGACAAUUACCAGAAAAAAGUUGCAUGUCCUAAUACCCUUGAUGUUCAUGCCUUAUUUUCCUCUGAAGAAAAAGAGAAAGGGGAAGAUUUAAGUAAUAUGCUUUCCGCAUCUGCUGAUUUUUCAUUCCCACUGGAAGAAGAUAGUGUGACUAAUCUGCAGAUUAGCAGAAAUCCAAAUAUUCACAAUAAACAACUGCAAGACAUCCCUUUUAUUCAGAGGAAGCAAACAGAUCAUAAUGAAGUACAGCAAAAUCUGAAACUUCUUUUUAAAAAUAUGUGGCAAUCAAAUCAGGAUUCUCAAAACUCACAAAUCUCUCAAACAAUACCAAAUUGCUUUCAGAAUAUAAUCAUGAAUAAAACUUGGUGGGAUUCUCCUGAGAAUAUGAGAAAAGAGAACCAAAAUUUAGACUUUCAAGCGAGUAUUUCCCUAACACCCUUCUCAGAAGUUGAUAUUAUGCAUAGUAUAGCCUUUGAAAGCCUGUGCUCGGAGAACUCAAUCAUCCAGGAAGACACCCCUAGAGUUUUAGAAUGUCCAGUUUCUUAUUCUAAUAGCAGUGAGGAUGCAGCAGCCAAUCCCGACUUUUUGUCUUCUGUGUUCUCAGAACCCACCUCUUCUGUUAACAAGUGCAAUGGUCUACAAGAAAAUGUAUCAGUAAACAACACUGAAGUCUUCUCUCUGAUACCACCUAAGUUACAAGAUGGUCUGAAAGUGACAAUGUCCAGACUUCAAAGUGCAAGCACUGAAUAUGGAAGCAAUACUAGUUUAGAUUUGAUACUUCAGCUUAAUCAGGCAGAGCCAGAAAAUAAGGUAUGCCAAAACAGCAAUGUCAUGGCUCCUCUGCAGUGUUUUGGAAUGACUCCAGAUGUCACUGCACCAACAGUAAAAGAAACAGAAAUGAUGUCGCAACAGUUGAUGACUGUGCUGAAGAUGGUAUAUGAUGAGAGUUACAAAAUACUUGUUCUAUCAGAAAAAUCUUUACCUCUUGAUGAUGGUGAUAAGAUUCAACAAGGUCCAUCAGUGGAGGGUUGGCAAAGAGAGAGACUAAUCUUGGUUGAUAAAGUACAAUCACUGAAGAAUUAUCUCAAACAAUCUAAUAAAGAAAACAAGGAGGAGCAGCAACCAAAGAGAGUCAUGGAACAUCUUUCAUCCUCAGAUAGGGGCAGCUUGCUUUCUGAUAUGCAAGAUCUUGAAGUUCAGUUGAGACUUACACAACUUCAAAGUCAAGAGAAGUUACAGGAACUCCAAGAAACACUUAUAAAUACAGAGAAUCAUGGGAAAAAGCAAGAACAACAGCUUCAAAGACAGGUUGAACUUCUAGAAUACAAACUUCAGCAACAACAAUCCAUUGCAAAUGACUUGCAGGCUUCCCUAAAACAUGAACAAGAGAAAGCUUCCGAAAUGCACGAAUUGCUGAAACAGGAACACACUGCAAUAUUGAAUUUGAAAUCAGAUCUUUGUGAGAGCAAACAAACAAAUGAGAGAUUAGAAAAAUCUUUACAAAAUACCCAAAAUGAAGUAAUUAAAUACAGUUCUGCAUUGGAAAAUAAAGAGAGAAGUAUUACAGCAGCACUUGAGAAUUUACAGAGGGAACAUCUUAAAAACAUAGAAUUACAGAUUAAAUUGGAUGAACAGCAGAAACAGCAUAAAAUAAAAGAGGAUGAAAAAUCAAAAGCUAUAGAGGAGUUGCAAGCUGCCUUGGAGUUACAGUGUAUUCAGAACAAUCAAUUAACUGUGGCUUUAGAGCAUGAACAGUCAGCAAACAGUAAUCUCCGUAAAGAACUCCAAAUUGAACAUUCUCGCUAUGAGGCUUUAUUAUCCAAGGAUCAGAAUAAACUGUUGGAACUGCAGAAAAAUUUAGAUAUUGAAAAAAAACAAAAUGCAGACAUGUUAACUGCCUUGAACCAUGAACGUGUUUUGACAGAACAUCUGACUAUGAGAUUAAAUGAAUGUGGGUCUUGUAAACAUAAAGAUUCAUUGCAGGAAUUGCAAGCACAGUUGCAUUUAGAAAGGUCCAAUUCUAUGAAACUUUUGGCUAUAAUUGAGAAAUCACAGCAGCAGAUAUUUGAUUCAAAGAAACAGAUGGAAGAAAUGCAUCUGCAUUGUAAAGACUUUCAACAAGAACAAUCUCUCCAAAACACUGUUCAAAUUACAGGAUCAAUGAUGCAAAAUAAAAAACAAGAUGUUGUUCAUACUUUGGAGGUACAAAGAGAAAAAGAAGCACAAACAAAAAUGGGGUGGAAACAAUCAACGAGAGAUCAAGAGAUCAGGACAGUACAAGUAGAGGCACAGGAGCAACAAACUGAAUGUCACUGUCUAAGCGCACUUCUAGAAGCUCAAGAAAAUCAAAAUGAGUCCACGUUACAAUAUUUACAUAACUGUGUGAGAUUCAAGGAAUUGCAACAAAUGCUAGAAGAUCUGAAGAAUCAAGAAAUAUUAUUAAAAAAAUAUAACCAAUUUCCUUCAAAAAAUAAUUAUGCUAACUUAACUUUUACAACUGAUACUGUAAGAUUGCAUGUUGAACAACAGAUAUUGGAAAACAUCAGAGAACAGCUGGUUCUUGUUGCUGCAUAUCUUUCUGAGUUCAUAUAUAAAACUAUAGACAAAACAGUAAAUUGGUCUGCAUCAAAUGAUGAGAUAGUUGCAGCCUUACUUCAUAUACUUGAAAUCAAAGAAUUACUGGCUUCUUCCAAACCUGUGAUUAUCCCUACAAGUAUAAUUCACACUGUGCAAGCAUCAGAAGGGUAUAUUUACCAGGAUAAGCGUGGUUUACAGAAUGGUUUGAAAGGAACAAACUAUGCAGCAACCAAAACAAAUGUGCCAGAAAAUAAGCAAACUGUGAUGUCUUCCAGCCCAAAGAUACAAAAGUUAUAUCGUAAAUAUUUGAGAGCUGAGAGUUUUAGGAAGGCCCUGGUUUAUCAGAAAAAAUACCUUCUUCUGCUUUUGGGUGGAUUUCAAGAAUGUGAACAAGCAACAUUGUCCCUGAUAGCACGCAUGGGCAUUUAUCCUUCUCCUCCUGAUCUAAAUGUUUCUGUAACACGAAGCCGUUUUUUUACCAAGUUCAGAUCUGCAGUUCGUGUGGUCAUUGCAAUAUUAAGAUUAAAGUUUCUAGUGAGAAAAUGGCAUAAAGUAAAUAAGAAAGAAAUGCCACUGGAAGCCAUUUCUUCUAGCCUUGGACGCAAUUCAUAUCCUGUAGCUAGUUUAGAAGUACUAAAGCAGCAACAGCCCUUCCCAAGUUACGCUGCUCCAGACGGUCAAUACUGCAACAGAAAUAAUCUCAUGAGACUUGCAAGCUGCACAGUUAAAUCCUUACACCAUUUACAUAACAGGUCUACUAGUUUUAUUUCACAAACUUCAUCCAAAGAUCCUGAAGAUUCAUUAACUGAAUACAUUGCACACUUGGAGGCCGUUCAGGAAAGACUAGGAAUUCUUCUGCCAGGACAAGCUGCACAAGAAAAGAGUUAAAUGUAGUGAGAACCAGCCUUGAAUAUGAACCAGAGUUCUUUCGUCACUGCUUUACUCACCAGUGAACAGCUUACUAGUGUUAUACCCUGCGGAUCUUUCAACAUGGAUGUGCAUUUGAAUAAAGAGAUCUCUGUGUGAUAAA
Pantherophis guttatus is the source of this 9563-nucleotide messenger RNA. The record is from RefSeq and is a predicted model, not a curated record. NCBI's taxonomy places the organism in Eukaryota, Metazoa, Chordata, Lepidosauria, Squamata, Colubridae.